This is a messenger RNA of Bactrocera tryoni, 546 nucleotides long. It is a transcript of the gene ND-13A, whose product is annotated as NADH dehydrogenase [ubiquinone] iron-sulfur protein 6, mitochondrial. Bases 57 to 449 code for a protein of 130 amino acids. Gene Ontology annotation, biological process: mitochondrial electron transport, NADH to ubiquinone. NCBI's taxonomy places the organism in Eukaryota, Metazoa, Arthropoda, Insecta, Diptera, Tephritidae. The record is from RefSeq and is a predicted model, not a curated record. The transcript has 3 exons.
AUUUAUUAAUUGAUUUCUAUAGAAGAUUUGCAGUUGGUUAGGAAUUAAAAAAAGUCAUGGCGUGUACAAAACUGUCUAAUGGACUGCAACUUUUAAGUCGUAAUUCGACUAGCCGUGCUCUUAGUUCUUCAGUAGUUAAUUCAUGGCGCAACUACAGCAACUCACGCGGUGAUUUAGAAACUUCCACUCACACUGGACAGGUCUUUGACAAAGAUGAUUAUCGCAAUGUUCGGUUUGUUAAUGCCAAACGAUAUGUUAAUGAAAAUUGGGGUAUUAAGUUGAUCGAUGAAAUACCUCCAAUUGAAGUCACAGAUCGUGUUGUUUAUUGUGAUGGUGGUGAUGCAAACUUGGGUCAUCCUAAAAUUUACAUAAAUUUGGAUAAACCGGGACCACAAAUUUGCGGCUAUUGUGGCCUUAGAUUCGUAAAGAAAGAUGGACACCACCAUUAAACUAUUGUUAUUGGAAAAAGAUGAGUAUAAAAAUAAUUUACGUGAGAUAAUUGUUAAUUUGAAUUAUCUCGGAAUAAAUAAAUAAAGAUAAAACAAA